Messenger RNA from Syngnathoides biaculeatus (alligator pipefish), 1391 nucleotides. It is a transcript of the gene tha1, whose product is annotated as threonine aldolase 1. Gene Ontology annotation, cellular component: cytosol. NCBI's taxonomy places the organism in Eukaryota, Metazoa, Chordata, Actinopteri, Syngnathiformes, Syngnathidae. Gene Ontology annotation, molecular function: L-allo-threonine aldolase activity. The record is from RefSeq and is a predicted model, not a curated record. Bases 70 to 1383 code for a protein of 437 amino acids. The transcript is spliced from 7 exons. Gene Ontology annotation, biological process: glycine biosynthetic process; L-threonine catabolic process.
UGUUGUACAAAUGUUGACCAGUUGUUCCUCUUUGGUCAUCCAUUAAACGUCCUACUUGCAGGCAAGUCAAUGAUUAUCGAUAUAAUCGAUCCAAAGUUCAACCCCAACAAACCGAACUGGAUCAAUGCCGACGGCGCAACGAUGUCCCUGAAAACGUUUUGCUCCAAGUUUCUUUUUGGGGGUGUCGUCGCCGUUCGACGAGAUGUCGGGAGGCGAAGUUACUACAAGAGCGGCAGCUCCGGAGCCAGCGAGCCCGGCCGGGCGACUCGUGUGCGGGUGGUGGACCUCCGCAGUGACACGGUGACCAAACCCGGAGCGGCGAUGCGCCGGGCCAUGGCCGAGGCUGAGGUCGGGGACGAUGUGAUGGGCGAAGACCCCACAGUCAACGAGUUGCAGAAGAUCGCGGCCGACAUGUUUGGCAUGGAGGCGUCGCUGUUUGUCCCUUCGGGAACGAUGAGUAACCUCAUUGCACUGAUGGUGCACUGCAGGGAGCGUGGCGACGAGAUGAUUGUGGGCGACCUGUCCCAUUUGCACAUCUACGAGCAGGGAGGCAGCGCGCAGCUGGCGGGCGUGCACGCCACCACGGCGAACACCCUCGCCGAUGGCACCUUGGACCUGGACCAGCUGGAGUCCAAGAUCCGCCACGGCUACCCGGACCCCCACUACCCCCGCUCGCGCCUCAUCUGCGUGGAGAACACGCACAACAUACAGGGAGGACGCGUCAUGCCAAUGCGCUUCCUGCAGGAGGUCCGAGCUCUCGCCGACAAACACGGCCUGUCGGUACACACGGACGGCGCGCGCCUGAUGAACGCGGCCGUGGCGCUGGGGGUGUCGGCGGCGGACAUACUGCAGCACACGCACACCGUCAGCGUGUGUCUCUCCAAGGGCCUUGGCGCCCCGGUGGGGACCAUGCUGGCUGGACCCAGAGAUUUCAUAUCGCGGGCGGUGAGGUGCCGUAAAGCUCUGGGCGGUGGGAUGCGGCAGGCCGGCAUACUAGCGGCGGCGGGGAAAGUGUCUUUGCUGCAGAUGGUCGAGCGACUCCACGAAGAUCACGACAACGCGAGAACCUUCGCCCGAGCCUUGCAAACGUGCGAGCCGCCUCUGUUCACCGUGGACAUGGCGGGCGUGGAGACAAACAUCCUGCGGUUCCAAAUCCGCGAACCCGCCCUGAGUCCUGCGGAGUUCUGCGACCGCAUGGCCCGGGUGGAGGAUGGAGAGGAGGAUGCGCUGGGCCAGGGUGUACGAGUCCUCAUGUACUGCCAUUUUGGCAAUUCAGUGAGAGCCGUGUGGCAUUUGGGGAUAUCGGCCGAAGAUACGCAGCUGGCCAUCCGAAAACUGCAAUUUGUCGCCCGUCAAUCCUUGCUGAAUAAAAUAAAAAGGUGAUUGUGAAA